AGGAGCAUGCGCGCUGGACCCAGCCAGCGGAGCUCUGACCAGGCCUCGCCCAUCUGAGCUCUGCCUGAGGUGAGAAGCCAGUGAGAGAUUUUUAACAGAAUGCAACAAUAUGGUUUGCAGAUUAUGCAACCUGUGGUUGCUGAGGUAAACUAUGGAAACAGGGAGCUUACUGCAGUACUCACAAAAAUUAAUUAUAGCUUGGACAAGGGUAAUGACAGCAAUGAAAGUGGAGAAAAGUAGUCAGCCUUAGGUGUGCUCAUAAAGUUGAGCCUGACAGGAUUUGCUCAUCGAUUAGAUAGAGGUAUGAAAGGUAAAGCGGUGUGGAGGGUGGCAUUGGCAUGCUUAAUAAAGUAGAGGUACCAGCAGUCAAAAUGGAGAAAAAAGCACCAGGAAGAAUUUGAGGGCUGUUCUAGAUGUGUUGAUUUUGAGAUACCUUUUAAAGAACUCUACCCGUUAAGGCCACAGCAGAGGAAGAAACCACCUGAAACAUUCCAAGAAGAGAAAAUCGUUGCACAGAAUUAAGUACAAUGAAUGACUUGGUCAGCUUUUUGCAUCAAGAUGUUCUUAAUCUGUAUGAAGAAUGUGUAAGCCCAAGAAGCAUCACUACUGCCUACAUGCUACAAAUCCCAAGUGAUCCUGAUGGUCCUUCCUCAUCACUGACAGGCUACCAGAAUUACUGUGCCAGAAGUGCUUGGACUACCCUGUAGAAAUAAAUCAGGGCCUCAAGAUGAAAUCACCUUGGAUUUAGGAUGUCCCUUGGUUCAAUGACAACAUCUUUAUAUAGAAAAGGAACAGACCAUGUGAAAGCAAAGAUGAGAUUGCAGCCACAAGCCAAGGAGCACCAAGAGUCACUAGAAGCCAGAAGGGCCAAGAAUGGAAUUUCCUUUGGGAUCUUCAAAGACAGUGUGGUCUUGUCAACACCUUGAUUUCUGACCAUAAGCCUCCAGGACCAUGAAAAAAUAAAUUUCUCUUGUUUUGACCUACCAAGUUUGUGAAGAUUUAGUACAACAGCUACAAAAACUAGUUCAUUCCUACACUUGACAAUGAUGUAGAGAUCACAAUAGUGUUAAGCCUAAGAAAUAGGCAACAGUUACAAGGCCUAGACUUCUGCGGAUGCAUAGUAAUUUCUGAAAGGAUUUACUACUACAUGGAGGAGAUUUAAGAAGUGAGGCCACAAGUGUGGGAGUGCAAUUGAGCAGAAGAGCUGAAAGAGAUGCCAUUGAAAGUACAGAAAAAGCCACACAAGAGAUGAAGCCAAUGACUGGCAUUUUCAAUGCACUGGCUGCCUGCUGGAUCCUGGGGAGCAUCAAGACCAAGGCUACAAAGUUCAGGGAACACAGGUGAAACUGGACCCCUUCCCAGUUGCGAGACUGGGGCAAACUUUCCUAUGGAAGAGAGGGGAGCACAGGACAGAAGAGCACCCUCUGGUGGCCAGGAGCAGCACAGGAAGCCACCAUCUCUACAAAGCAGGGCUCCCCAGGAACAAGAUUUUCCUGGUAUCUUUUCUUUGUGGUUAUUUUUUCAAAACAAACAGCAAACCAAAACCAAAUCCUCCUCCGAUGUACUGAUGGGAGUAUGCCCCCAACCUUGUUUUUGUUUUACAAGUGUUCUGUUACAUAAGCCUGAGAGAUAAGAGAAGACAUUCUGCUAUUUUAAGAACCCCAAACUAAUCCUGCCUCUAGGUUUUCUUUUUCUCAGCAGAGCAUGUCCCUGAUAUGAAUGAGGCUCGGGGCCAAAAGCUUCAUUGAAACCAGCCAAAGCGUCACAGCUGGAGAAAGAAGCACAGUUUUUACAAAUUUGCUGUUUCUUUUUCUCAGGGCACAAUAACAAGGUUGAUUUCAUUUCUCAGUUUUAAUGACUUCAUAUCUAUAUUGAAAGAAAAACAAGAGUAAAUCAUAAGUCUAUUACUGUCCACAGCUAAACUGUGACCAAAGCUAAAAUCCAAAGCAAGAAUAGCUGGGAACAGAGCCACUGAGCCCAGAAGGUCUGACCUCAAAACCUGUCUUUCUGCCUCACUGUGUCGGGAAGUAUAAGGAAGUCCACAUUUAUAAAUAGCUUGAAAUUUGCCAGUUUGUGUUUGAUUAAAUCAACUGCAAGGAAACAGAAACCGAAACCAGGUGCUGCUCUUAUAUACGUGUCUUCAGCAUUUACUGGAGACAGAGGAGGAAAAUUUCUGAAGAGCACAGUAGCCUGAACUGCAGCCUUUGGACACAGCCUGAAACUGCACUGCCAUCAUGAGUGAGGCCACUGAAAAUUCCUUGGAGAGCAGCCUAUGGCAAUUAAAAUGUCAUUUCACCUGGAACUUGAUAGGGGAAAAGUCCUUGGAUGAGUUCGAGGACAGAGUGCUGCACAAGUAUGAGUUUCAGAGUGGUGAAUUUAAAGCCACGAUAUGUAACAUACUGGCCUACAUAAAGCACUGCAGAGGCCAAAAUGAGGCAGCCCUGGAAUGCUUACAGCAGGCCGAAGAGAUAAUCCAGCGAGAACAUCCUGGCCAAGAAAUACGAUGUCUGGUCACCUGGGGAAACUAUGCCUGGGUCCAUUAUCACCUGGGCCAGCUCUCAGAAGCUCAGGCUUAUAUGGACAAGGUAAAACAGGUCUGUGCAAAGUUUUCUAGGCCCUAUAGAAUUGAAAGCCCCGAGCUUGACUGUGAGGAAGGGUGGGCACGGCUAAAGUGUACAACAAAGCAAAUUGAAAGGGCAAAGGUGUGUUUUGAGAAGGCUCUAGAAAAGAACCCCAAAAACCCAGAAUUCACCUCUGGCUGGGCCAUCGCAAGCUCGCGUCUGGCCAAUUGGCCACCCUCUCAGGACCCCACUGACCCUCUGAGGAAAGCCAUCAGGCUGAAUCCUGAUGACCAGUAUAUUAAAGUUCUCUUGGCUCUGAAACUUCAGAAGAUGAAGGAAGAGGAUAAAGGAGAGAGUCUAGUUGAAGAAGCCUUAAAGAAAGCUCCAGAUGCAACAGAUGUAUUGCUCAGUGCAGCAAAGUUUUAUCGAAAUAAACGUUCCUGUAACAAAACCAUAAAACUGCUUAGAAAGGCUUUAGAACACAUGCCACACAACACCUACUUGCAUUACCAUAUUGGAAGCUGCUACAGGACACAAGUCCUCCAAACACUGAAGGUAGGAGAGAAUAAAAUGUGUGGGGAAAGAAAGAAGUUUCUGGAACAAAUAGAACUGGCUGUGGAGUAUUUAAAGAAAGCUGAUGAGAACAAUGGGAAUUUCAGUGGUAUCUGUUCCUCUAUUGCUAGUCUCUAUGCUAUAGCAGGUGAAUACAAGGAAGCAGGCUACUAUGAAAAAGCAGAGUAUUACUUCCAAAAAGAAUUCAGCAAAGAGCUCACUCCUGUAGCUAAACAAGUGCUCCAUCUGCGGUAUGGUAAUUUUCAGCUGUAUCAAAUGAAAUGUGCAGACAAGGCCAUCCAUCAUUUUAUAGAGGGAGUGAAAAUUAACCUGGAAUCAAAGGAGAGAGAGAAGAUGAAAGUGAAACUUCAAAAAAUUGCCCAAACACGACUUUCUAAAAAUGAAGCAGAUUCUGAAGCUUUGCAUCUCCUGGCCUUUCUUCAAGAGCUGAAUGGAGAAGCAUAGCACGUAGAUGAAAACUCGCAGAGGGAUUAGGACUCUGGAAACCUCAUCACUUCAGCAUCUGUAGAUUAGACAUAGAAUGAGGAAUCAGGCCACAGUGCCCACAGGGCUACUUCUGGAAGGGAGUUGAACCCUUUCCACCAAGUUGGUGUUCAAAAUAUGUAACAAUUGAUACAGCAUAAGUGUAAACUAAGGCACUGGCCAUAGUGCUGGAUCAGGGAUAUGGGGAAACCCUUCUGUGCCAGGGGUUAAAUGUUUUCCCACCUCUAAAAUCUUUCCAUUCAUGGAGUCAUUUUAGGUUCUGUGCAGGCUGGCUUUGCACAGACAGUAAAGCACUGUGUUCAUGAGGGACCAAAGUCAAUAUAAUAUAGGGCUGUUCUCAUUCUGUCUCUGUCUCUCUAUUCUCUAACACGCACAUACCCAAUGGUGUCUCCUUCCUUCUCCUUCCCAGCCAAUCCUCAAUCUAGAAUGCCUCACACAAAAUGGAUUCAACUGUCACAUUAACUUAGAUUGCAACAUAGUUUGAAACAAGAGAGCAGGGAACGAGUUAAAUCUAGAAGAGAUAUGCCUAGCAGAACCAGUGGGGUUUGGCAGCCACAGUACAUGACUUUCAGGAAGUACAUGGGGUGACUUUUUCUUCACUCUGUCCUCUCUGAAAUUGUAAUACAGCAUAUAACAAGAAAAAAGGAUACUGCACAAUAUGCCAGAAACUAAACUAUAUAUUUGGAACUUGUAUACAAAAAUGCUUCCUCGGUAGGAAUAGUCAAAAGAGAGAGAAUGAAAUGCAGAUUUAUUUUUGUAGAUUGUGAUUCCACGGAGAAAUUUUCAUGUUUGAAGCUACUCUUUGUAAAAUUUCUUUGUAAAGGGGAGUCUUGCUUUCUCCAAAAAUAUUUUUUUUGCCGAACCCAGGUUUGAAAUGAUAAGAAAGUAGCUGAAUGACAUAAUAACUUGGUAACUAAGGACCUCAUGGGAGGUCUUGGGAAAUGACAUUUACUGGAGGAUGGGGCUUUUCACUGUUAGAAAUGUUGCGUAUUGGGUGAUAUAAACACUUCUUUCAACCUUGAAAAAUCUUCUGAGUAACCACAAAGUUGACGAUAUGGGGUGACUGCAUAGAUAUUUUCUACAUAGAUAUUUAAUGGUCUACAUAUCCGAUCAGAAUGAAGCAAAAUGGGGUCAGCUGUCACUGGCUGAGACCAUCAGCUUCUCUCUGGGUUGGAACAUUGUUGUCUAUUGGAAUUAUCUUAAAUUUAAAUUUAUAUAAACACUUGUUAUUAUGCAGUUAAAAUAUUAGAUAAAACCCAAUUUUUAAAUUAAAUUUUGAAGUGUGGUAAAAAUGAUUCUUGUUUUCUAACAUUAAAAGUAGUGCUCUGGUGUGAAUAAUCUGCAAUAAUACAGAAGAUCCUAAUAAGAUUACUGACAUUGAGAA
This is a messenger RNA of Fukomys damarensis (Damara mole-rat), 5001 nucleotides long. It is a transcript of the gene Ifit2, whose product is annotated as interferon induced protein with tetratricopeptide repeats 2. Lineage: Eukaryota; Metazoa; Chordata; Mammalia; Rodentia; Bathyergidae. The transcript is spliced from 5 exons. The record is from RefSeq and is a predicted model, not a curated record. Gene Ontology annotation, molecular function: protein binding. Gene Ontology annotation, cellular component: cytosol. Bases 2235 to 3578 code for a protein of 447 amino acids. Gene Ontology annotation, biological process: defense response to virus.